AUGGACCUGCCCGAUCAACGUGGCCUCAGACUGCAUGAAGGCAUCAAGGCGUGCAUUGAGCUCUUUUGGGCCUCGGGCCACAACGUGGUCGACCUGCUCGGCCCCAAUCAACGCCCUAAGGUUAUUGAGCACGAGACGUCGAGCCUCGAAGAGGUAGUCAUGACUCUCCAUCUCUUUGCAGAGGUUCAGUCGAAAAUGACUCAGUUGUAG
Messenger RNA from Peronospora matthiolae, 210 nucleotides. The record is from the annotation of a GenBank genome assembly. Lineage: Eukaryota; Oomycota; Peronosporomycetes; Peronosporales; Peronosporaceae.